GCGACUGGUUGGAUCAUGGAGAUAUGGAUGAAAAUGACAAGAUGUUGUUGGAAAAAUUGAAGCAACCUUGUGAUAAGGCUGAAGAUUGCUUAAAGACGAAUUACUAUAGAACCAAAAGGGUCACAGAAGCACUACUUCCCCUCCUUCAGCUGUCCAAUUCAGCAAGAAUAGUUAAUGUCUCUUCUUUAGGAGGACAGCUCAAGUUUAUAUACAACAAGAAGAUUAAAGCAGAAUUAGAUAACAUCGACGAUCUAACAGAAGAGAGAUUAGAUGAGCUGGUGGAAUGGUAUCUCAUGGAUUUAAAGGAGGAUGUGUUGGAGGCUAAUGGCUGGCCAUUAACUAUAUUAGCAUAUAAAGUCUCCAAAUCAGCCAUGAAUGCAUAUACAAGGAUUCUUGCCAAGAAGUUUUCCAAAUUGGACAUAAACUGUGUUAAUCCUGGUUAUGUGAAAACAAACAUAACAGGUAACACAGGGAUAUUGACAGCUGAAGAAGGUGCUAGAGCACCUGUCAAGUUGGCUUUGUUAGCUGAUGAUGGCCCUUUUGGGCUCUUCUUUGAUCAGAUGGAAGUCUCUACCUUCUAAUCCAA
Molecule: messenger RNA, 586 nt
Organism: Telopea speciosissima
Lineage: Eukaryota; Viridiplantae; Streptophyta; Magnoliopsida; Proteales; Proteaceae
Product: salutaridine reductase-like
Exons: 2
Coding region: 24-581 (185 amino acids)
Cellular component (GO): membrane
Source: RefSeq, a predicted model, not a curated record